GUGGACCACCAUCACAAAGCGGUGUGUGAGCUAUGCAUCAGCUGCAGAGUCACAACAACGUCUCACCUGAAAGACGGAGCACAAGGAGGUGAAGUGACUUGCUCAGGGUCACACAAUGAGUCAGUGGCUGAGCUGGGAUUUGAACCGGGGACCUCCUGGUUACAAGUCUGUUUCUUUAACCACUGGACCACACAGCCUCCUAAAAGGAACAAUAAGCUACUAACAACCAAGCUGCUACUAAGCAGAAUCCCGUGUGCUGCCAUGGACAGUGUGGAGAUGGAAUCUGUCCAGAUUAAAGAGGAGUUCUCUGAACCUGAACUUGUCCCCUUUAGAGCGGAGGUCGCUGGGCUGUCUUCCCUCCCCAUUAAACAGGAGCUCUGUGAGAUGCAGUGUGACAGCAGUCGGCCACAGGUCUCUGAGGUUAAAGCUGAGCACAGUGAAUUGGAGAUCUCUCAGACAGAAGAACCCCUUCCUGUGAAACAAGAAGAGGUGCUGGAAAUUAACCAUAUUAAACAGGAGCCCCCUGAAGUAGAGUUUGCCCACAUGGAACCAGGGAAGGAAGAAUCCGAGGACUUCAAACCAAACAUCCCUGAGCUGGAGAGAAUCUGUGUGAGAGAGCAAGGUGCUGGAGAGGAAGGCUCUCCCAACAGCAUGCAAGGAGGUGGACAGGGAGACAGGCGCUCACAUUCAGAAUGCAGUCUAGCAGGUUCCAGUCCAGCAGCUAAAGCGAGGGCAGGCGGUGGAGAAUAUCCUGACUGUGGGAAAGGUUUCAUGCAGAUAGGGCAUUUAAACAAAACCCAACGAACUCACACAGGCGAGAAACCGUAUCACUGCUCUGACUGUGGGAAGAGUUUCAAUCAUUUUAGAAACCUAAAACAACACCAGCGAAUUCACACAGGAGAGAAACCGUAUCACUGCUUUGACUGUGGGAAGAGUUUCAGUCAGUUAAACAGCCUUGUUUUACACGAGCGAACUCACACAGGAGAGAAACCGUAUCACUGCUCUGACUGUGUGAAGAGUUUCAGUCAGUCAAACAGCCUUGUUUUACACCAGCGAACUCACACAGGAGAGAAACCGUAUCACUGUUCUGACUGUGGGAAGAGUUUCAGUCGGUCAGACAGCCUUGUUUCACACCAGCGAACUCACACAGGAGAGAAACCGUAUCACUGUUCUGACUGUGGGAAGAAUUUCAGUCGGUCAGGCAGCCUUGUUUCACACCAACGAACUCACACAGGAGAGAAACCGUAUCGCUGCUCUGACUGUGGGAAGAGUUUCAGACAGUUAGGAAGCCUAAAAGAACACCAGCGAGUUCACACAGGAGAGAAACCGUAUCACUGUUCUGACUGUGGGAAGAGUUUCAGUCAGUUAGGAAGCCUAAAAGGACACCAACGAACUCACACAGGAAAGAAACCGUAUCACUGUUCUGACUGUGGGAAGAGUUUCAGUCAGUUAGGAAGCCUAAAAGGACACCAGCGAACUCACGCAGGAGAGAAACCAUAUCACUGCUCUGACUGUGGGAAGAGUUUCAGUUGGUCAGACAGCCUUGUUCCACACCAGCGAACUCACACAGGAGAGAAACCAUAUCACUGCUCGGACUGUGGGAAGAGUUUCAGUCGGUCAGACCACCUUGUUUCACACCAGCGAACUCACACAGGAGAGAAACCGUAUCACUGUUCUGACUGUGGGAAGAAUUUCAGUCGGUCAGACAGCCUUGUUUCACACCAGCGAACUCACACAGGAGAGAAACCGUAUCACUGUUUUGACUGUGGGAAGAGUUUCAGACAGUCAAACAGCCUUGUUUCACACCAGCGAACUCACACAGGAGAGAAACCGUAUCACUGUUUUGACUGUGGGAAGAGUUUCAGACAGUCAAACAGCCUUGUUUCACACCAGCGAACUCACACAGGAGAGAAACCAUAUCACUGCUCUGACUGUGGGAAGAGUUUCAGACAGUUAGGAAGCCUAAAAGAACACCAGCGAACUCACACAGGAGAGAAACCGUAUCACUGUUCUGACUGUGGGAAGAGUUUCAGUCGGUCAGACAGCCUUGUUUUACACCAGCGAACUCACACAGGAGCUAAACCGUAUCACUGCUCUUGCUGUGGGAAGAGGUUCAGUCAUUUAGGAAGCCUAAAAAAACACCAGCGAGUUCACACAGGAGAGAAACUGUGUUGCUGCUCUGACUGUAGGAAGAGUUUCCGUCUUAAACAAGCCAUUCAAAAACACCAGCGAAUUCACAGAGGAGAGAAACCUUAAAGACUGUUUUGUAUAUCACUCUUAACCCUUUGCGGUCCAUUUUUUCAGCAUGUAUGUUUUGUGUAUCACUCUUAAGAGCAUGCAUUUUAAAUUAUAAAAAUGCAAAUCCACUCUCUUGCUCUCUGUCAAAGUGGGCGGUGACGCUGACACGUCACAAGAGGCUUCUCUGCUGUCAGUUUAACUCAGGCUGUCAAUGCAGUCAGUGCCUGGGAGCGAGAAUAUGCAGAAAGGAAACUAUUCCACACCUCAUCUGAUGGACGAGUUGGGAUAAAUCAAUAACUCAGUGUGGAAAUGAGUUUCAGAGUUUAACAUUUGAACUUCAUUAACUUGAAAAUAAAUAAAUUGAUGGUAAUGAGUAUUCAGACCCCUGAUGUAGCAUCCCAGAGACGAGACAGCAACCGCCUGGAGGAUGGGUCUUGGAAAUUCAUCACGAUUCAAAAACAUAUGAAAACUGAUAGUGUUGCAUGACUGUAUUAUGACAUGAAUGAGUGAAUAUUGCAUGACGUGUCGCUUUGCAGUGUGCAUUGUCCAUGCUUGUGUUUGUGUUGCCUUUGUAAAGUGCCUCGAGUAAUAGCAGUGCAGCAGGCAUGUGUACGGAUCUUGGGUACAGAAAGUCAUAACGGUUUCAUCCCUGGCUCUUUCUUGCUCUUUUGCAAUAUCUUGCACUUGGUGACAAAUUCCCAAUGAAAAUGUAGCUGAGCUAUGACUAUUAAUCAGGGUUCGUACGCUAGUCUGGAGUCUGGAAAAUGUAUGGAAAAAUGCAAAACUGGCUUGAAAAUGCUUGAAAAACCACGUCUCCGUUAUGAAAGUCUUGAAAAAGUCUGGAAUUUUACUAGCAUCACGGGAGAAUGAAAAUGAUUCUGCGAUUACUUUUAUUAUUAAUAAUAAUUGAUCUCUAAAGCGGGUCAGCAGCUCUAGCAGUAACUGUCUAGACAGUUUACUAGUAGCAGCUAUGUUGCUUGUGACCAAAUCCCGCAAGGAUUGCCCCGUGUAACACCCCUGACAACGCCCUCACAACUCAAAAGCAAUCCUAUCCAGUCAGCGCACUGGUAUAUGUCACAUGACUGUCUGCUCCAGUGAAACGAAGGGUAAAAUGGAGUCUACGACAGCCAAGGCUAUGAUUUUUACAGACUGGAAUUGCAAGCUACUGUACUCUGCUCACCGAGAUUCACAUUGUGUUAUCUUGUUGUUACCUUUAUUAAAUCGUUAAUGUUAUUUCCCAACCCAGGAAAAAAAAAAAUCGAAUACGAUAGUUAGGGUGUAUUCAAACUGGGUUCAUUUCAAACAUCCUCAGUUUGGUUCGUUUGUUUUGAAGCAUUGUAUCAAUGUGCUAGCUGUUCACACUUGCCUUGUAUACAAACGUACUGAGUUUGUUUGGAAAUUAACUGGGGCUCGUUUUCGUGGUUCACUUCCGUGUUUUCCCAGGACUCAGUUCACUUGUGUUCAUAUUGAAAUUAUCAGGGCAGCAGUGUGGAGUAGUGGUUAUGGCUCUGGACUCUUGACCGGAGGGUUGUGGGUUCAAUCCCCAGUGGGGGACACUGCUGCUGUACCCUUGAGCAAGGUACUUUACCUAGAUUGCUCCAGUAAAAACCCAACUGUAUAAAUGGGUAAUUGUAUGUAAAAGUAAUGUGUAAAAAAAAUAAAUAAAUAAUUGUAUGUAAAAAUAAUGUGAUAUCAUGUAACAAUUGUAAGUCGCCCUGGAUAAGAGUGUCUGCUAAGAAAUAAAUAAAUAAAUGAAUAAUAUUAAUAAUAAUAAUAAUAAUAAUCAAGUGAACUCGUUUUUUAUUAAUAAAAGACCAUCGGAUGUUUACAUUUUCUGGCAUUGCUUCUUCACACUAUGUAAAUAUUCAAU
Acipenser ruthenus (sterlet) is the source of this 4108-nucleotide messenger RNA. RefSeq names its product zinc finger protein 883-like. The coding region runs from base 262 to 2256 and encodes 664 amino acids. NCBI's taxonomy places the organism in Eukaryota, Metazoa, Chordata, Actinopteri, Acipenseriformes, Acipenseridae. Gene Ontology annotation, molecular function: RNA polymerase II cis-regulatory region sequence-specific DNA binding; DNA-binding transcription factor activity, RNA polymerase II-specific. The record is from RefSeq and is a predicted model, not a curated record. Gene Ontology annotation, biological process: regulation of transcription by RNA polymerase II. The transcript has 3 exons.